Messenger RNA from Cornus florida, 417 nucleotides. Its product is annotated as receptor kinase-like protein Xa21. The coding region runs from base 1 to 417 and encodes 138 amino acids. NCBI's taxonomy places the organism in Eukaryota, Viridiplantae, Streptophyta, Magnoliopsida, Cornales, Cornaceae. The record is from RefSeq and is a predicted model, not a curated record. Gene Ontology annotation, molecular function: ATP binding; protein kinase activity. The transcript has 2 exons. Gene Ontology annotation, biological process: protein phosphorylation.
AUGGUUGCUCAUGUCAGAGAUUUUGAGCUGGCAAGGUUUCUUCAAGAAUCCGAAAUUCAAAACCAAAGCAGUACAAUUGGAGUAAGGGGAACUGUUGGCUAUACUGCUCCAGAGUAUGACUUGGGAAGCGAGGUGUCAACAAAAGGGGAUGUAUAUAGUUAUGGAAUCUUGGUGUUGGAGAUGAUGACUGGAAAGAAACCUGUUCACAAUAUGUUCAAGGAAGGCCUUGACCUUCAUACCUUUGCUAGGAUGGCUUUGCCAAACCAUGUUACGGAGAUAGCAGACCCAACGCUUCUAAAAGAAUCAAGAAACAGCAGACCCAACGCUUCUAAAAGAAUCAAGAAACGACAUCGGAAAGGAGUGUUUGAUUUCCAUGAUCAGAAUAGGAGUUGCCUGCUCCAUGGAAUCACCACAUAA